AUUACUGGAGUCUUUCUCUGGAGAAACAUCUCAGAAGCAGAAGACUUUAGCAAAAGUCUCAAUUUGCUCUCUAUUUAAUCUGAUUGAUGUCUAUAGGAGAAAAAAACUGAGUUAUAAAAGGGAUUUGUGCAAUUGUGAGUUAGAACACAUUUAAAUAAUUCUCCAGGAACACAAUCAUUUUCCCAUCUCCAAACUUCUAAUGUGCCAUGAGGCUGCAAGCGACUUGUAACAGUUUACUGUUAACAUACCAUAUUUGGCAAGACUUCCUCUUUUAUGUUGUGUUUUGCUGGAAAAUAAAUUAAAAGUCCCUAGGGUUGAACUGACGGGAAGAGAGAAAAAAAUGAACAGACCAAUGAGAGGCAGGAAACACUAUAUAAGCAGACAGAGAGUGGCUGAGGACACAAACAGAGUCAAGACACUUUCAAAGCAACUAUUACACACCAGAAAUACCCUCAGUAGACAUGAGACCAAUACCAAAGAGCAUGAAGGUUUUAUACUUUGCCAAAACAUCCGAGGAGCCUUUUGUAGAGAUCAUCACUGUAAAACCGGACAAGCGUCGUCUGAGUCUCUGUAGCUCCACAGACUCUGAAUUUGAGGAUCUGCUGCCAGUUUUAACAGACCAAAGUCAUAUUUUGCAGGUGCAUCAUCUUGAACGACUGAUGAAUCACAUUCCGGCACGGACUCAAGAGUAUCCAUGGAAAUUACUGUAUAGCACGACGGAGCACGGCACCAGUUUGAACACACUCUACAGACACAUGGCAGACAUAGACAGACCUGUUCUUCUGGUCAUCAAGGAUACAAACAACCAGGUUUUUGGAGCGUUCUCUUCCGACCCUUUCAAAGUGAGCAGCCACUGUUAUGGCACCGGAGAAACGUUCCUGUACAGCUUCUGUCCGGAGUUUCAGAUAUUCCGCUGGAGUGGAGAAAAUUCCUACUUUGUAAGAGGAUUCCUCGACUCGCUCCAGAUGGGAGGCGGAGGUGGAUACUUUGGCCUGUGGUUGGAUGCUGACCUGUAUCAAGGCUCGAGUUAUUCAUGCAGCACUUUCUACAACCAGCCACUCUCACUCCAUAAUGACUUCACCAUUCAGGAUCUGGAGGUGUGGACCUUCAUGUGAAGAGAAAUCAAGAAUCUUCCCAGCAUCGCCAAAGGCUUCAUUGCAACAAACCAUUCCAGCUCUGAAACUGCCGUAACUUGUCUCCUAACUGAAACAGUUACAGGUGGAUCAAGAAAACAGGUUGGGGCAGGAUUACCGUUUGGAGUUGCUAUUUUCAGUAACUGUACAAAUCCAGUCAAAGUCCACCUGACUGAAAACUGACAACACUGACAAUGCUGAAAACCAUUACUCAAGAUCUGUAAUGGUGAUUUAAAGCUUCUAGAGUAGCACAUAAAUUCACUCCUGGGCAUCGUGUAUUUAAAAAUGGACUAUUUAAGCUAAUCUUGUGUGUGUUAUUGAAAUCCAAAUCUGUCACUUUCUGUAUAAGGUUCUAUUUCAGUUAGGAUUCUGCCUAAGAAGGGAGCUCCCUAUGUAGGCUGUUUUGGAAUAGAGCUCUUGAGUACUACUGAGGAAAAGUCACUUUGUGUAUUGUCAGAUACUCAGUGUCUUCACUUUAAAAAUGCACUUAAUAGAGGACCAAUGGUUUACAUGUUAUACUACUAAUUGAUUUGUGUCCAGCAAUCAGAGCAUUGAUGAAAAAGGAUGUGAAAAUUAAAAAUGGAUGGGUGCGAUUUUACUACAAAUUACUGUAUUUUUGUACUGUAUUUAAAUAACUUGUUUGAACUAUGUAAAUUAGUCUGUUUUUUUAAAUGUUUAAACUAUUUUACUGACUAAGAUUGUGUCUGUAUUUCUCAUGCAGUGCUGGCAUUGCAUUUGUAAACCUUGAAACGUCUAAUAAAAAGCAUGGCUUUUG
Molecule: messenger RNA, 1908 nt
Organism: Myxocyprinus asiaticus (Chinese sucker)
Lineage: Eukaryota; Metazoa; Chordata; Actinopteri; Cypriniformes; Catostomidae
Gene: ncoa7a
Product: nuclear receptor coactivator 7
Exons: 6
Coding region: 462-1115 (217 amino acids)
Biological process (GO): response to oxidative stress; regulation of transcription by RNA polymerase II
Cellular component (GO): nucleus
Source: RefSeq, a predicted model, not a curated record